This is a messenger RNA of Sinocyclocheilus anshuiensis, 1179 nucleotides long. Its product is annotated as GTPase IMAP family member 8-like. Gene Ontology annotation, molecular function: GTP binding. The coding region runs from base 159 to 1121 and encodes 320 amino acids. The transcript is spliced from 2 exons. The record is from RefSeq and is a predicted model, not a curated record. NCBI's taxonomy places the organism in Eukaryota, Metazoa, Chordata, Actinopteri, Cypriniformes, Cyprinidae.
GCUUUCAGUGCGUUGUCAACGCUGCAUGCAGAUAAAACGUGAAGAGAAGCGUAAUGGAGCUGUUUUUCGCAUAGUAGAGAGAGAAAUCCACUCACAGUCCAGUCACACACAAGAUGCGGCGAGGAAGCAUGUCUCAUCCUCCUCAAUGUGAGUAAUUCAUGCCAACACCCAUUUGUCUAUCCAUCCACACAUCCAUAAUGUCCGUCUCUCUGUCUCUCUUAUCUUUAGUAUCAGACCUGAAUAUUAUGCUGUUGGGUCUGACUGGAGCAGGGAAAAGUGCAUCAGGAAACACCAUCCUAGGUGGAGACAGAAAAACAUUAGAAGAACGUAAUUAUUUUACGUCUGAGACCAAAAUUUGUGCACCAGCACAUACAGUGGUGGACGGACAAACUAUCACUGUGAUCGACACUGUGGGACUCUCUGAUACAGCUGUGAAGAUUACAGAUGUUCAGACCCAAAUAGAGCAGAUAAUGCAGAAUACACCACUCGAUGUGUUUCUGCUGGUGAUCAAACUGGGUGAGACAAAGGAGAAACGUGAACCUGUGAAAUGGAUCCAGGAGAACUUUGGAGCAAAGGUCUUAAAACGCACAAUAGUGCUCUUCACUCAUGGAGAUGAGUUAGGUGUGUCAAUAGAAGAUCAUCUGGGAGAAUGUCAAACACUGUGGUCAGUAGUUGAUCAGUGUUCAGGAGCAUUUCAUGUUUUUAACAACAAAGAUGAAGAUCGAACUCAAGUCACUGAGCUUCUGGAAAAGAUUGAGUUUCUGAGGAGGACGAAUGGAUACAGGAGAUACACUGAGCAGGACUUUAAGAAGACUCAGAAAGAUCUCUGGCUCAAGAAAUGUGACAUCUUCAUAGUAGCAAUAGCAUUAGGAGCAGCAGCAGUCAUUUUAGCUGGAGCAGCAUUAAGAGGAGGAGAAGGUGUAUUAGGAGGAGCAGAUGUAUUAAGAGCUGCAGGAGUAGGAGAAGCAGCUACGAUGAUGGCUUCAGUUGCACCACGUACAGGACCAGCAGCAUUACUAGGAGCAGCAGGAGGUGCAGCUCUCCUGGCAGUAGCAGCUUGUGCUGGACUGUAUUUUUUGGCAAGAAAAUAUCUCUCUAGAGAAAAUGAUAAAAGUGACUAAAAUACUCUAGCAUCAUGCUGUAUAUAGCAUGAGUAGAACAAGCACAUUUGAAAUAAAU